Knipowitschia caucasica is the source of this 612-nucleotide messenger RNA. The record is from the annotation of a GenBank genome assembly. Lineage: Eukaryota; Metazoa; Chordata; Actinopteri; Gobiiformes; Gobiidae.
AUGAAAUCAGGUCAGGUGGUGUACACUGUGAUGGAGGUGCUGAUUGGCCUGAGCUGCUGCGUGGGGAACCUCCUGGUGCUGCUGGUGCUGUGGUCGAGCCGGAGCCUGCGGCAGGAGCCUACCUACUGCCUGCUGCUGUCCCUGUGUGUGGCGGACGCCCUGGUAGGGGCUGUGGCAGUCCCUCUGGCGGUGGUGGUGGAUGGUCACGUCAGAACGUCCUUCAGUCUGUGUCUGUUCCUCAGCUGUGUGACUCUGCUCCUCACCCUGAGCUCUGUGCUCUGCCUCACUGCCAUCGCCCUGGACCGAUACCUCAAGGUCUACUUCCCCAUCAGAUACAAACGGACAGUGACACGGAGACACUCCUGGUUGGUGGUAGCCGGAUGCUGGCUCGUUGCGGUCCCUCUCAGUUUCACUCCCGCAUUCGGAUGGUUCAACCAGGACACUUCGCCCCACUCAAACAGCUCUAGGAUUCUCUGCCAGAUCAUCGCCGUCAUCCCCAUGUCUUACCUGGUUUACAUACGGUUCUUCCUCUGCCAUCUCACGCCUUUGUUCAAUUCUAGUCCUCCCUCUCUGAUCGGGGUCCUUCUCUCGUGGCAGAACCCGUCUCUUUAG